UCGCAGGAGCAGCGCAGACUGCAGCGUAGCUGACCUACUGGGGGUUCCCUUUGGAUUCGAGCUCGCCAGCGCCGCGACGAGUUAAUGUCCCCCCCUGUCACUGUAGGUGAAAGGCACGGUGUGUAACUUCCAGGACACGUUGGUCGUUGUGCUUAGCGGAGAGGGCAGCGCGAGUGUGCGUAUGUGUGUGUACUCUGGAUGUGGACCGAGUUCGUUCUGCCUGCCCUCCUCGGCUCGUAUUACAAAGACAGGAGAACGAGGGAGUGUUCGGAGGAGAGAGUUCCGCUAUGCAAACUGACAGCAUCGUAUGUCUCGAUUCCCGAGGUCUUGAAAGAAAACAAAGGGGGCGACGUGGGUGACUAAAAAAAAAGCUAAGAACUAGCGAAAGAAAUGGAAUAAUCUAGAUUUACAGUAUUUUUCCGGACUAUAGAUAACGUGUGGAAAACGGAUACGAAUUCGCUUAGACGUCAGUUUACGGACAGAGCCAGACACGGUGAAUAUUGCUUUCAUUACUACCGAAGCAGUGGACUGGACUGAACGCCGCGCAACAGUGAACACGCCGCAAAGGGGACGUCGAGACUGACUGACAGGUGGCCGCUGUCUUCCCUGCAACGCGUCUUUCAAUCAAGAGAGCCCUACAAGUGCGAGGAGGCGGAGUCAGAGCAAUGGGCGGGGCAAGAGUCCUGCUGUUGUUGCUUCUGAUUGGCUGGGGAAAGGUGAUGUGUAUUAACUGGAACCCAGUCCCACGCAAGACCAUCAAACACAGUGAUGUGUGUGACAGCGUGGCAAGGUUUCGGGCGGAGGGAGUGUGGAACUACACCAUGCUGACUCUGGGGGAACACGAUCGUGUGCUCUACGUGGGCGCCAGGGAAGCCAUCUUUGCCCUGGACCCCAGUGACAUCAGCAAGCAGCUCCAAACCCAGAUCGACUGGGCUGCCCCACAGGAGAAAAAGAGAGAGUGUGUGACCAAGGGCAAGAACAACCAGACGGAGUGCUUCAACUACAUACGUUUCCUACAGAGCUACGACCACAAUCACCUGUACACCUGUGGCACGUACGCCUUCCAGCCCACCUGCACCUACAUCAACACAGAGCGCUUCACUUUGGACACCUCCGCCCUGGAGGAUGGGAAGGGGAAGUGUCCUUAUGACCCAGCCAAGGGCCACACUGGGCUUCUGGUUGAUAAGGAGCUGUACUCGGCCACCGACAACAACUUCCUGGGAACGGAGCCAGUGAUCCUGAGGAACCUGGGACAGCACUACAGCAUGAAAAGCGAGUCCUCCAUCUGGCUCAAGGAGCCGGACUUUGUGGGCUCAGCGCUGGUUCGGGAGAGCAGCGGGAGCAAGGAAGGGGAUGAUGAUAAGAUCUACUUCUUCUUCAGAGAGCAGGCUGAGGAGUUGUCCUGCGACAGCGGGAUCACUGUGGCCCGCGUGGCCCGGGUCUGCAAGGGAGACCAGGGGGGCACGCGCACCCUGCAGAAGAAGUGGACCACCUUCCAGAAGGCCCGCCUCGUCUGCUCCCUUCCCGAGCGUCACGUGACCUUCAACAACCUGCGCGCCGUCUUCACCCUGCCUGGCCCCGACUGGCGCUCCACCGCCUUCUACGGCAUCUUCCACGCCCAGUGGUGUGACGUGGACAUCUCGGCCGUGUGUCGGUUCCACAUCGGGGAGGUGAAGGAGGUGUUUGACGGGCCCUACAAGGAGAACCGGGAGGCCUCCCAGCGCUGGGGGAAAUACAUGGGGCCCGUACCCAGCCCCCGCCCCGGAUCGUGCAUCACCAACUGGCACCGGGAGAACGGCUACAUCAGCUCCCUGCAGCUCCCCGACUCCACGCUCAACUUCGCCAAGAAGCACUUUCUGAUGGAGAAAUCGGCCGAAGCUAGCCCCCUACUGCUCACCAAGGGCAUCAACUUCACCCAGCUGGCGGUUGACCGCGUCAUCGCCCUCGACCAAAAACCCUACAGCGUCCUCUUCAUUGGGACAGCUGAGGGCUGGCUCCAGAGAGCCGUGGUCCUGGGUUCGGAGGCCCACAUUAUCGAGGAGAUCCAGCUGUUCGACCACCCCCAGCCCGUGGACAGCCUGACCAUCUCCCACUCAAAGAAGUUCCUGUACGUCGGAUCGCGCUCAGAGGUCCUCCAGCUUCCGUUGGCCAACUGCAGCCGCUACUACUCCAGCCCCGACUGCCUCCUGGCCCGCGACCCCUACUGCGCCUGGGACAGCGAGGGCCGCAUCUGCGUCCGCAUCGACCUGCACCGCGGAUCCACCUCCACCCUGUCCCAGGACCUGGCCCUCGACCGCUUCAGCAGGAGCAAAGCCAAAUUCGACAAACCCGUGUUCAUCCCCAGCUCCGACCCCUCCCGGCUGAAGAACGUGACGGUGGUGGUGGGUUCAGACCUGGUCCUCCCCUGCCAGCUGGUGUCCAACCUGGCUCAGCCCUCCUGGCUCCUGAACAACCAAGAGCUCCCCCUGGCGGCCGCUGACGACGGUGCGGCCACGGCGGGAGGCGGCGGCCCGCGUUUCGACAGGGUCCUCCGGGCGCUGGUCGUCCCCGACGCCGGGCCCCAGCAGGCCGGCCGCUACACCUGCUUCUCCGAGGAGCAGGGGGUGAAGUUCAUGACGGAGCGCUACCAGGUGGCCGUGGUGGCCAGCGCCCCGGUCUUCAUGGAGGCGCGCGCUCCGGACGGCAGCAUGGGGCUGUUCUGGGUGCUGGUGAUCACCCUGGGGGCGGUGUGCCUGCUGCUCAUGGGCCUGGCGCUCUACCUCCGCCGGCGGCUCAAGCUGGCCCUGGGGAAGGGCGCGGAGAUGAAGCCCCUGGAGAGCACGCUGGUCUACCCCAUCACCCUGCCCAAGGAGCCGCCCACCUUCGUGCCCAGCAAAAUGGUCUCUGACGAGGACCGCUUCUGGGAGACGGGAGCCAACUACUACUACUCGGACGGGUCGCUGAAGAUCGUGCCGGGCCACGCCCUGUGUCCCAGCGCCGCGGGGCCCGGGACCCCCAGCGCCAUCCCGGGGCAGCCCAUCCACUCGCCGAGCCGGCUCAGCCUCACCAACAUCCGCGGGUCCGGCAGCAACGGCUACAUCCGGCUGAACCUGAGCUCGGCGGGGGAGGAGAGGGCCGGCGGGGGGGCGCUGGGGGGCGGGCUGGGCGGCGUGGGGAACGACUACACCAGCCCGUUUAAGGAGGAGCUCCGCAGGACCCUGCAGCAGAGGAGCGUGCUCCCGGACGCCAAUCCCGAGGAGUCGUCGGUGUAGCCCCGGGACGCCCCCUGCGGACUCGAAACUAAAACUGCAACUAACCUACCUCCCUCCAUUACGGAGCCUCCCCCCAACCCCCUUCUCCUCCUCCUCCUCCUCCUCUCUCUCAUCGUUCACGCGCUCUCUCGAUUCCGCCGAUUCGCCCGCUCUGUGAUUCUCGCUGGGACACGGUCGGACCCACGGAAGUCUGCAUGCGACCGUUCGUUUGGACCGGCGACUCGACCGGCUGCGCUCUCUUUCGCUCCAGAAGCAUCGCCAUGGUCACAUUCUUCCGCCGCCUCAUUACCACUUAACGACCGUGUAAAUUCUGUAAUUAAAGACAAGCGGAGAAAUCCCAGUCCUCGGGCAUGGCGAUCAAACGGACAGGACCGGAGAGGAGGGGAGAUCCUCACGCUGAGGACGACUGCGAUUGGUGGCGUGGAGCCAAUCAGACGCUGAGACUGGGGCUGCGACAAAGCCAAUCGGCAAGUGACGCAGGCUGCAUGAGAAAUGGACCACUUUAAUUUCUGACAUUCUGAAUUCCUAAAAGCUUUUCUGCACUUCAAGGGGCUCCUGACUGAACGUCUGUUCUGUUUGGAACAGAGAGAGAGACUAAGAGAGAGAGAGAGAGAGAGAGAGAGAUACAAAGAACAGAAUAAAACUGAAAAUAAGAUGACAAUCAUGCGCUCCCCUCCCCCCGCCGGGGAGGUGACCCUUGCGGGUAAAAGAGGGGAGAGAUGGAGAGGAUUAAACAAGUUUGAUGAGAAAGAGGUGGGGUGCUUUUUUUAAAUGAAGGACAGCACUCAAGACUUUCUCAACAAUUCUGUUUGUACUUUGAAAUCUUUUUCCUUUGAGAUUGUCUUCUUCCGCUCCAGUGAUAUUAAUAUAUUGUGAUGAUGUUAAUUAAGACGCCUUUUCAAAGGAACUGUGUUAUUUUCUAUCUCUUUGGGCCCGUGGGGACAAAAAAAAAAAAAAAAAAGGAAAAAAAAGAAGAAAAUGGGCGACAAAGGACCUUUGAAGCACCUGUUACUCUGAAUGAAUAAGUGGGUUUGCCUACCGCCCACCUGUAUUCCUGCCCGCUGGGCCUGUUAUCUCAGCGUCCCCUAACACUCUUCCCACAAUGCAUUUCAGCAAGUCUCACGUGCCGCUCUAGGCUUUUCUGCUUGGCUUUUUUUUCUUUUCUUUCUGGUGUGUUUUUAUACACAUUCAUUUUAAAAAAGCAAACUUGUGUAAUCUAAGCUCUCCCCAUUUAGUGUGGGAGGACUCAGUUUAUUACAUGGGCUGAAAUAUAGCAAAACAAAAAAAGUUUUUUUUUUUUUUUUUUAAAUCAAUAAAUCCAGGCUUCGCUGUACAUGGGCAGCGUGGGUAGGAAUAGUGGAUGUGGAAAGUAAGCAAACCUAGUUUAAAAUGUUAUUUUGCAGCUGAACUGGAUGACUCAACAAGUGCUUUAUUGUAUGUGUUUGAUGGUUGGGGGGGGUGGGGGGUCGGGUGGCUAGAUUUGCCAAAAAUAUGGCCUUUGGCUCCGCCCCUUAUGCCAAAUUAGGUGUCUACAGUGUUCUCUGGAGGGGCGGAGCCACGGCACCAGCCCAGGAUGAAGCCCCGCCCCCUCGAUUUUGGUGGGAAUGGAUGAGGGAUCGUCGGGGCGGACAGACGUCUGGACAGACAGAGGGGAGACGACUCCAUCGGUGACUUUCACAGCCUGUCUACACAGGGGGCAGAUUUGUAUCCACAACCAACCGCAGGAACCCCAAAAAAAGGAAGACUUCACCUGGAGCAGGAUGCUAACGCUAAAGAGGAAAUGGAGAUGUAGAAUGUUGAAUAGACUUCCAGGUGGAGAGGCACUCAAAAUGGCCGCUGUAGUUUAUUAUGGUGUUGCGUGAACGUACCGCAAAUAUUCCUGGUUCAAAUGAACCUAUUGUUAACUUAAGUGGUUCAUUCUAAUAACCAAAUUUAUCAUUAAUUAUUGUAAUUUUUUUUUCUAUUUGGCACCCAAAUUUUGGACUGAACUUGACCAAUUCCCACUCUAAGUUUGGAAUAUCCAUUUGACCGUUUGUGGCCAUGUUCUUGCAGAUCUCCACUGCUGAUUCGGGAGAGUAGACAUUUGGAGUUCUCCUCUGAAACAUGUGGGGUUACUAGCUGCUUCUUUUCGCACUGUUGAUUACAGCUAAGCUCUUAUAGAGUUGAGUCAGAGGAAGACCUUUCAUAUGCGGCUUUGGCAUUCAGUCCAUGGGAGCCCAAUCAAAUCAAAGUAUUACAAUUUUAUAAUUUUUGGGGAAUAUAUACUUUAAGAGAUGUUCCUAUGGUUAUGCAGAAUUGACUAAAUUGAGGGAAAAGUUCAUUUUGAUUUCUUUAACCGAAUGAGCCACCCAGCAGGCCUGAAUUAAUGAUCGGUUAAUAAUUUUGCACGUUCGUUAGACGGUAAACAAAUAAUCGAUGUUUCAUAGUGCCUCUUCACCAUGGGAUAGGCCAAAGUUGACUGCAGUUGAUCUUUUGUGGUUGUUCGCCAGAUGGUUUCUUAUUUAUUUUUUGAUUUCACGUUUGUGAUUUUUAAGUUGUGAAAGUCCGUCCGUAAGGCAGACCGAAGCUGUGCUUUGUUAUUGCUUUGUUUUGCUGCUGUUGCUUUGCUGUUUGGUCGCCACUUUUUGGUUAUACACUUUUCACAUAACAAGAAAAAAAAAAAAUGAAACAACAUGUCACUUUCUAUUUUCUGAAACACAAGGCUGUGAUUUUCACAGCUCUGAGAAAGAAAGGUCCCAUAUUUCCGAAGUGGUGGUUCUGACAAAGAAAAAGUAAUGAGGUUGCAGCAGUCAUACCCCAGACUGUGGAUUCUUCUCGCCCUUUAACUGUUUGAUGCCUGUUUACAUUUUUUUAAAAUCUCUUAAUGGUUAAAGAUGUUUCAGAUGAUUGUGAAUUUUCUUUUCAGGGCAGUAAUUUAUUUUGUUUGUCUUUCAAAAAACCAAAAUGGUUUUACAGGGAAGCAAUUGCAUGCAAACAAUUGCACUUGUGCUUACUUUUGACUAUGAGUAGAAUGUAAGAGACCAUUCAAUUGGCAUGCAAAAGGCUCAAAGAAGCUGAGUUUUGGCUGAAGCUGUACGAUUCUUUUACCUGGAGGGUAUUUAAUCCUGGUUAUGUCUUUACAUUUAUGCAAAAAAAAAAAAAAGCUGAUUCAAGCAAUGCCUUCCUCAAAUCGUUUUAAUAUCAUUUUUCCCCUUCUGCAGCUUUCGUUCUGUAUUUCAUAAUUGCUUUGAAUUUGUUAUUUUGUUUCUGAAAGAUUCUGUUGUUUGUUUUUAUCUUUUUUUUUACAGGAUUAUGUUGUUUAGUAACUUAUUUUGCCUGUACAAAUGUCCAUAUUUAUUACCAGUGUACAUAAUUCCUUAUUUUUUAUAUAUAUAAAUAAAUGUAGAGAUCACUUCACUUCA
This is a messenger RNA of Conger conger (European conger), 6652 nucleotides long. RefSeq names its product sema domain, immunoglobulin domain (Ig), transmembrane domain (TM) and short cytoplasmic domain, (semaphorin) 4C (gene sema4c). NCBI's taxonomy places the organism in Eukaryota, Metazoa, Chordata, Actinopteri, Anguilliformes, Congridae. The record is from RefSeq and is a predicted model, not a curated record. Gene Ontology annotation, molecular function: chemorepellent activity; semaphorin receptor binding. The transcript has 16 exons. The coding region runs from base 666 to 3251 and encodes 861 amino acids. Gene Ontology annotation, biological process: neural crest cell migration; negative chemotaxis; axon guidance.